UGGUUACACCUCUGUGACCGUGUGACGACGUGUCGGUGUUACAGCGUCAGUCGUCCCACCGGCGAUGUGUCGUUGAUUUCCGAAGCGAACUGUCGACACACCGGAACGGAUAAAGACUGAAGGCGACUACGGAUGUGGAUGAUGCUGCCUCGGGUGGCGGUGGUCGGUGCCGGGGCGGCGGGACUCUGCGCAGCCAGACACAUCCUGUCCCGCCGGAACAGCUUCGCCCCCCCGGUGGUGUUCGAGCUGACGGAGAACGUCGGUGGCACCUGGUGUUACGAUGAACGCGUGGGGACGAACGACAACGGGCGGCCGAUUCACAGCAGCAUGUACCGAGACCUCAGGACCAACCUGCCCAAGGAGGUGAUGAUGUUCCCUGAUUUCCCCUUUGACCCCCAGCUGAGCAGCUUCCUGCCCCAUCAGGAGGUUCAGAGGUACCUGGAGGGGUACUGCCAGAGCCACGACAUCCGGCCUCACAUCAGGUUCAACACAGUGGUGGAGAACGUGAAGCCCGUUGUCGUGACAACGGAUGGCGAGGAGGGGAGGACAACGUGGGAAGUGACAUCAUCCGAUUCGUCAGGUUGUCAGAAAACAGAGACCUUCGACUCGGUCUUUGUCUGCUCGGGACACUACUCCGACCCACACAUCCCAGAUGUUCCAGGGAUAGAGAACUUUAAAGGAAAGCUGCUCCACAGUCAUUCGUACAGGUGUGCGGAGCCGUUCUCGGGUCAGUCUGUGGUGGUUCUGGGAGCCAAAGCUUCCGGGUUGGACAUUUCCAUCGAGCUGGCCAAAGCUGGAGCCCAGGUGACUCUGAGUCACAGUCGCCCUCGUUUAACCUUUCCUCUCCCUCCUGGGAUUCAGCAGUCCAGUUCAGUCGUGGCGGUUGAGGAGGACGGCAGCAUUCUCUUCCAGGACGGCUCUGUGGGCGCGGCUGACGUCCUGAUGUUCUGCACCGGGUACAACUUCAGUUACCCGUUCCUGGACGCGGCUCAGCUGGGUCUGGAGAUCCAGGACCACUUGGUUUCUCCGCUGUACCGCUUCAUGAUGCCCCCGGCCUUCCCCACGCUCUUCUUCAUCGGUAUCUGCAAGAUCAUCUGCCCCUUCCCCAACUUCAACUGCCAGGUCCAGUUUGCGUUGGCAGUGUUGGACCGCUCCGUCACUUUGCCGUCUCUAGCCCAGAUGGAGGAGGAGGUCCAGCGAGAGCUGCAGGAGAAGAUGGAGAGAGGAGUCCAGCAGCACCACCUGCUGAUAAUGGACCGGGAUCAGUGGGAGUACUGUCAGACGCUGGCUCGUACCGCCGGCUUCCCGCCGCUGCCGCCGGUCGUACGCAGUCUGUACGAGGAGGUGUGGCAACAGCGACGAGUUCACCCCGAAAACUACCGGAGACUCAACUACAGACUGAUCAGUGACACCCAGUGGGAGCUGAUCGAUUGAUGGAUUGAUCAGCUGAUGGAGAAACGUUGAUGGAAGGUUAAAUUACAUUUUCGUAGAGGUGUUGAUUCUCCUCAGUGCUCAUUUUAUAAUCUGUAGUUCUAAAAAUAGUGUUUUUUAUUCAGUGUUGAUUGCAGCACUCCAGAAGAAGUUGAUCCUUUUAAGUCCCGCCCCUUUUCCCCUCCGUGCUCCAAUCACAGUUCAGCAAUCCUUGAUCAUAACCUCGGCCAGCUUCCUCCUUUCCUGUACUUAGAUAUGCUAUAUGCCAAGCUAAUUUAUGUUGGAAAGACAACCACAUUUUAAAGAUGGUUUAAAAAUAAGAGACAUAUAUUAGUAAUAAAGUUAGCUUGCUAGCUAACUAACUAGCUUUCUAAUCCCUAUCAAUAUGCCACAAUAAUGUUUUUCAUAUUUUAUUUCUGUUGAAUUUACAAUAUAAAGCGUAACUAUUCAUUAAUGUUUGCUGUAAAUAUUUUGCAUACAACUGUAAAGAUAAAAGCCAAAAGACCUUUGGACCAAUGGGAGGCGACCACACGGGUCGACAGUCCGACCUGAAGAAACCCUGAACCCGAUUACUCAAUCACUGAAUGGUAGAACCAGAUUAAGGACAUAUGGAUUCCUGUAAUGAACACACUAACAUUGUACUUUCUACCUCACUGGUUUCAAUAAAAUAUCUUUGUUAGAAAUUA
Messenger RNA from Dicentrarchus labrax (European seabass), 2117 nucleotides. RefSeq lists its product as uncharacterized. The coding region runs from base 133 to 1434 and encodes 433 amino acids. The record is from RefSeq and is a predicted model, not a curated record. NCBI's taxonomy places the organism in Eukaryota, Metazoa, Chordata, Actinopteri, Moronidae. Gene Ontology annotation, molecular function: flavin adenine dinucleotide binding; N,N-dimethylaniline monooxygenase activity; NADP binding. The transcript is spliced from 9 exons.